Messenger RNA from Vitrella brassicaformis, 4441 nucleotides. The record is from the annotation of a GenBank genome assembly. NCBI's taxonomy places the organism in Eukaryota, Vitrellaceae.
UCUGUCCAUCUGUCUACUGUCAGGCGAUCAUCCCUUCAUGUCCAUAUCCAGUGGCUGCAUGGCCUCCCGGGCAACAACACACUGAAUGAAAGCACCCACACAGUAACACACAAGACAAACAAACAAAUCAACAACCAGGUGAGCGGGCGCCUCAUUCUUCCCUCUUUCUCUCAUCAUCAAUCGUCCCAUCCCCUCUCACUCACCUGAUCGGCGGGCGACGACGGGUCGCCUCUUCGCUGCAUGUGGUGGGACGAUCCUCUUUCCCGUAUGCGGCCAUUCAGCCCACCACCCAGUUCACCAGCACAGCCGUCCUCAGUCUUCUCGGCCGUCUGCUCCUGCUGCUCAUUUGUGUAGUCCCGAGCCGAUGCAGCAGCAGCUGCUGCUGCUGGUGGCAGCGUCGCAGCGGGGCUGGUGGGCGAAGCGGUGAGGUGCUGGGGCAGCUGCAGGGGCGGGCGGUCAUUGAGCGUCUUGUUCCUGACCUCCACGGCCUUCAGCAGGGCCAGCCGGACGCCUCUCCGGGUGGGCGAGAUGGGUAUGGGGAAAGGGGGGAAAGGGCCCGCGGCGAAGUGGCCGUCGCACAGAGCGACCAUGACGUCGGGGCCGUCUGUGCUGUUGGAUGCCGCCACGAGGGCGAGCUGGUCGCUGGCGUAGUUCAUCAUCUCCUCAAUGCUCAGCGCGGCAUCAUCACCCUCGUUGUCUUCCUCUUCCGCAUCCUCAUCCCCAUCCUCAGGUUCGCCGCCGCUGCCCUCAAUGGCGACCUCGUAGCCACCCUGACCAUCUUCGUGGCGAUCCUCGUCGGUGUCAGGACAAUGCCGAGACCGGAGCGACCUGAGAGGGCGAUUACCGAUCGUCUUGGCCAGCCGAUUGCGACUCUCGACAGCCUUCUCGAGGGCCUUGUCGAUGGCCUCUCGUGUGCGGGAGUGUAGGUUGAUGGUGUGGGAGGCACGCUGCCCGCCGCUUUGGCGGAACCGGACCACCCACGCGAAUUUGUACCAGAUGAUGUUGAUUCUAUCGCUUUCAUUGAGGCGACGCAACUCGGCCAGGCGCUGCUUGGCGUAGCGGUCGAGGGCGUCCCUGUCCAACGCAGUAGCAGCAGCAGCAGCAACAGCAGACGAACCUGAACACCAGCACACAAAACCACCACACGUUUAUGAGUGGACAGGUGGGUGGGUGAUCCGUUCAUAUCUGUGUUGCAGGGUCACCUACCUGCAGGGGUCUCUCUCCCUCUUGCCCUCUUCUGCGGCUUGCGGUCGUACUCUUCUGCAUUGAACCGACAAGUGCGCGUACAUGCAUCGAUAUGUCUGUCCCGUGCACCCCGCCCUCCCUCCCUCCCUCCCUCCCUCCUGCCUGCCUCUGUGUGGCUCACCGUCUGACUCGUCUUGUCCGUCGUCUUCCUCUUGCUCGUCCUCAGGCGCCCGGACACUGCCCUCCAUCUCAUCGUCACCCUCGCCAUGGGCCUCCCCCGAUCCCUCAGCGACGCCCUGGCCAUGGCUUGACUGCAGCGACCGGAUAGGGGGCCGGCCCAGGUCGCUGGCCAGCUCGUUGCGGGUCUGCACCGCCUCCGCGAGGGCCUUGUCGACGGCCUCUUGUGUGAGGGUCAGUGGGGGGAUGGUCAGCCACAUCCGUCCUCCGUUGUGGCGGAACUGUAUCGACCACGCGCAGUUGCGCCACCUGAGAUUGACGUUCUCGGUGCCUUUGAGGCGACGCAGCUCUGUCAGCCGGUGCUUGCAGUAGGCGUCGAGGGCGUCCCUGUCCACCGAGGCACCAACAAACCGACCUGAACACCAUCCAUCCAUCCAUCCGUGAAGGCCUCUGUCCGUUUGUGUGGCUCACUGUCUGGUUCGUCGUCUUCCUCUUCCUCUUCCUCUUCUUGCUCAUCCUCAGGCGCGCAGCUGCUGCCCUCCAUCUCAACAUCUUCACCCUCGCCGUCUUCCUCGCCCCCUCUCUGCCGACAUCGCGAAGGCAGCGACCGGAUGGGUGGGCCCAUGGUCUCGAGCAAUUUGUUGCGCUUGUCGACGGCCUCCUCGAGGGCCUCGUCGCUGGCUUCUCGGGUGCGGGAUUGGGGGCAACCGGCGGCGUAGUGCGCUUUGCCGUCGUGGUGGACGCAGACUUGCCUGCCAUCGGGUUGCCAGUUGAUGUAGGUGCUCGUGUGGCGGUUGAGGCGACGCAGCUCGCUCGACCGUUCCUCGGCGUAGCGGUCGAGAGGGCCCUCCCCCCUGUCCACACCAAGACGAGACGGACCUAGAGACCAGAAGAGGCGCAGAAGCAGCACAACGCAUACUCAUACAUUCACUCAUACAUGCACUCGUGUGUGUGUGUGCGUGUGUGUGUACCUGCAGAUGCCCCUCUCCGUUUUCGCCUUUUCCGCGCUUUGUGGUCGUGUUCGUCUUUCUGCUCUUCAUCCUCGUCCUUCUCAGACGGCCCUUCGCUGCCAUGCUGGGUCAUGUCCAUCUCAUCGCCAUCAUUGCCCUCUCCCUCUCCAUCGGAUGAGGCAAUGAUGGGGGGAAAGCGGACAGGGGGAAGGCCGAUCCUCUUGGCCAGCCGGUUGCGCUUGUCGACAGCCUCCUGCAGGGCCGCGUCGACGGCCUCUCGGGUGCGAGCUGGCGCCUUGAUUGUGUAGGACUUUGUCUGGUUGUCAAGGCGGAUCCGAAUGAACCAGCCGUUGCGGUGCCACAUGAUGUGGGUGCCCCUGCCCCCGUUGAGGCGGCGCAGCUCGGCCUGCCGCUUCACGCCGUAGGUCUCGAAGGCGUCCUUGUCCAGCCCAGUAGCACCACCAAACGAGCCUGGGGCCGGUCAGCACACACACGCACUCAUGUGGUGAUCCAUCCAUCGUGUCUGUGACGUGUGUAUGUGCUGGGUGCUCACCUGCAGCAGCCUGGGCUGCUCUCGCCCUUUUCCGCGCCUUGCGGUGGCUUUCCUCGUCCUCUUCCCCCUGUUCGUCCUCAGAGUCCUCGGCCAUCUCCAUCUCAUUGUCAGAACAAUGCCGAGACUGCAGCGAGCAGAGGAGGGGAAGGCCAGCCUUCUUGGCCAGCCGGUUGCGAGUCUCGAUCGCCUCCUCGAGGGCCUUGUCGACGGCCUCUCGGGUGCGGCUUGACGGGCUGAUGGUGUCGUAGGUAGCUGCUGCUGGUCGGCUGCCGACUCGAAUCAUCCACGUCGACUUGUUCCAGACGAUGUAGAUGCCCUUGGAUUCGUUGAGGCGGCGCAGCUCUGCCAGCCGCCUCUUGGCGUAGCGGUCAAGGGUGUUCUUGUCCAGCGCAGUGGCACCACUAAACAAACCAAGGUAGUGAGAAUUGCUGUCUCUCUGUGGCCCAUGGCAUAAGGAUGCUGCUGCUGCUGCUGCUGCCGCUGCCGCUGCCGCUGGUGGUAGUGGUGGUGGUAGUGGUGGUGCUGCUGGGAGGUAGGUACCCUCCGGUGUGUGUGCUGUGUGUGCUUGGUCGUGGCGCUGCUGUUUCUGCUGCUGCUGCCUGCCGGUUCUGUCACCGUCGCGGGCGCCACCCUCAGUCUUGACUAGGACACCCGGCUGACAAGUACCCUCAGCGUGCUCCUCUGCCGCAUCGCCGCCCUCUCCCUCCCCCUGGCCACCCUUGUCGCUGGUCUCGUCUGAGUCGUCGAUUGCAUUCUCCCACCAGGCCUGCCAGUCCUCAAUGGGUUUGCCGGCCCUUCUCUCGGCCACCUUCCGAGUCGGAGAGGGGUCGGUGGCUGGGGGCUGGUGGGUCACGUCAGGCAUUGCUGCAGCCUCGGCUGCAGACCCACUGGCAGGGGGUGUGGGGGCCGGGAGCCCGCUGCGCGUGGUGGGACACAAUCGACAAUGUGAUGCAUGUGGGGGCCGGCAAGUGUUGUGUGCGGCUGACUUACCUUUUAAGUGACGUGACGAAGAUGCGACCUCGCCCUGACCACCACCACAGCUCCUCGCCCGUUGCGCCCCUUCGGUCUCGACACGCUCACCAUCACCAGGAGGACCGCCGGAAGAGGCCAUGCCGCGAUGGUGGCCAGGUGGGCAGAGGGCGGGGGAUGGCUGGGUGGAGGUUUGGUCUGAUGACUGUCCUGAAAUACCAGCCGUGUGGGGUGGGGCGGUGACAUGCUGCUGGCGGGAUGUCUGUGGUUGGACAGUGGACGACAUAGUGAAGUCUGGGGUGCCUUGCAGGGCUGUCCCAUCGGCCUGAGGCUCCUGCCUGAGGUAUACAGCACCCGCUGUCGAGCGGCACACAGCAGAGAGAAAGAGAGCUAUGUCCAAAAUGUAUCUACAUGCAUGGGCAUGUGGGCAUCUAUCUACGCACGGCAUCUUUCGCACGCCUUGUACCUGCAGAUGCAGGUGGCUCUCACGAGCUGUCCUCACCGCUCAUGGAUCCACAGAUCUCUGCCGUCCGGGCCUCAAGCCUCGACGAGCCCGACUGACGUCAGCAGUGGAGAGGCCGACGAGGGAGAAAGAUCAGCGCAGUGG